UAAAUCCUAUUUCAGAGAAGAUGCCGUUCAAGAAGUUUGUCGAGAUUGGGCGGGUUGCCUACAUCGCCGAUGGGCCUGAACAGGGUAAGAUCUGUGCCAUUGUUAACGUGAUCGAUCAGAACAAGGUCCUUGUCGACGGACCCACCUCAGGAGUCAUCAGACAGGCCUACCGUCUGAAGCAGAUGCACCUAACCCCGAUCAAGAUUAACUUCCCCUUCGAUGCUCCAACUAGGAUUGUCAGGAAGGAGCUUACCGCCAACAAGGUUGAUGAGAAGUGGGCUGGAUCUAGCUGGGCGAAGCGUCUGGAGAACAAGAAGAAGCGCGCGAACAUGACCGAUUUCGACAGGUUCAAGCUGAGGAAAGCCAAGUCUGCCAGAAACAAGAUUGUCACAGUUGCCCUCAACGGAAAGAAGAAGGCUCUGAAGAAAGCUGGAAAACUCUAAAUUAUAGAUUUUUUAUUCAACCUCAGCUCAGGACAUUCUUGAAUUUCAGA
Molecule: messenger RNA, 493 nt
Organism: Eurytemora carolleeae
Lineage: Eukaryota; Metazoa; Arthropoda; Copepoda; Calanoida; Temoridae
Gene: RpL14
Product: 60S ribosomal protein L14
Exons: 5
Coding region: 21-443 (140 amino acids)
Biological process (GO): translation; ribosomal large subunit biogenesis
Cellular component (GO): cytosolic large ribosomal subunit; ribosome
Molecular function (GO): RNA binding; structural constituent of ribosome
Source: RefSeq, a predicted model, not a curated record